Boleophthalmus pectinirostris (great blue-spotted mudskipper) is the source of this 1356-nucleotide messenger RNA. RefSeq names its product transforming growth factor, beta 2 (gene tgfb2). The transcript is spliced from 8 exons. Gene Ontology annotation, molecular function: type II transforming growth factor beta receptor binding; growth factor activity; type III transforming growth factor beta receptor binding. Lineage: Eukaryota; Metazoa; Chordata; Actinopteri; Gobiiformes; Gobiidae. The record is from RefSeq and is a predicted model, not a curated record. Gene Ontology annotation, cellular component: extracellular region. Gene Ontology annotation, biological process: BMP signaling pathway; transforming growth factor beta receptor signaling pathway; regulation of cell population proliferation. Bases 30 to 1304 code for a protein of 424 amino acids.
UUUUUUUUUGGAGAUUGCUUUUGCGUGGGAUGCUCAUAAGAACUUCCACUCAGAAUUGGAAAAACACAGUGAAGAUGAAUCCGAGCCUCCAUCUCGUGCUGUUGGUUCUGGACCUCCUUGCUCUCUCCGCUGCCCUCUCCACCUGCAGCACCCUGGACAUGGACGAGUUUAGGAAGAAGCGCAUCGAGGCCAUCAAGGGUCAGAUCCUGAGCAAACUGAAGCUGAGCCGCCCGCCCGAGGAGUACCCCGAGCCCGAGGAGGUGUCCCGGGACGUGGUGGCCAUCUACAACAGCACCCGCGACCUGCUGCUGGAGAAGGCCAACGAGAGAGCGGCCACGUGCGAGAGGCAGAGGAGCGAGGAGGAGUACUACGCCAAAGAGGUGCACAAGAUUGACAUGCUGCCGUUCUACCCCGCCGAGAACGUGAUUUCUCCGACGCUGUUAAACCCGUUCUACCGCCGGCUCUCCUUCGACGUGUCCUCCAUGGAGAAGAACGCCUCAAACCUCGUCAAAGCAGAACUCAGGAUCUUCAGGCUCCAGAACCCCGGAGCCAGAGUCCCAGAGCAGCGCAUAGAACUCUACCAGGUCCUGUCACACAAAGCGCUGGCGUCUCCCACACAGAGGUACAUCGACAGCAGAGUGGUGCGCACGCAGACCGAGGGGGAGUGGCUUUCCUUCGACGUCACCGAGGUGGUCAGCGAGUGGCUCAAUCACAGAGACAGGAACAGUGGGUUUAAGCUGAGCCUGCACUGUCCCUGCUGCACCUUCGUCCCCUCCAACAACCUCAUCAUCCCCAACAAGAGUGAGGAGCUGGAGGCGCGCUUCGCAGGUAUCGACGACAGUUUUGACCUGAAAAUGUUUAAGAAGCGCAGACACAGCACCCGGGCCCCUCACCUGCUCCUGAUGCUGCUGCCCUCCUACAGACUGGAGUCCCAGACGCAGCACAAACCCUACAGGGCCAAGAGGGCGCUGGACGCAGCCUACUGCUCCAGGAACGUCCAGGACAACUGCUGCCUGCGCUCGCUCUACAUCGACUUCAAGAAGGACCUGGGCUGGAGGUGGAUCCACGAGCCAAAGGGCUACGAGGCAAACUUCUGCGCCGGAGCCUGUCCGUAUCUGUGGAGCGCCGACACGCAGCACAGCAAAGUUUUAGGUUUGUACAACACGAUAAACCCCGAGGCGUCCGCGUCUCCGUGCUGCGUGUCCCAGGACCUGGAGCCCCUCACCAUCCUCUACUACAUCGGAAAAACGCCAAAGAUCGAACAACUCUCCAACAUGAAAGUCAAGUCCUGCAAGUGCAGCUAGGACCGCCACAAACUGGACUCUACCAAAACUGGACUAAACCGAACCUGGACUA